AAUAUUUAAAAUAUAUUAUAUAAAUUAUAAUAUAAUAUAAUAAUACAACUGAAUUUAUUAUUAAAAAUAUAAAACAAUGAAUGAUAAAGAUGUUUUUGCACGUAUGGACGUACAGGAAGAAGAAAAUAAAAAGCACCUGUACAUUUUUGGUACCGAUGUAGCAGCUAUACCAUGUUUUCGAAAUAGUUUUUUAUAUGGAAUUAGCACAGGAAUUGCUGGGGGUCUAGUUACAUUUCUGGGUACUUCUCGACCUCAAUUUUCAACACAUUGUGGAUUUGGAGCCUUCAUGGCUACUACGUUAUGUUAUUGGUUUUAUUGUAGUUACAAAUGGUCAAACAAUAGAUUUCAAGUUUUACAGCUUCAAAGCUUAAUGAGAAAGCAAGCAGUGUUUGAAGGCACGGAAUUGGAAAGAGAACUAUUAGCUAAGUUAAAUGAAAAACCAGAUUCAUGA
This is a messenger RNA of Ctenocephalides felis (cat flea), 451 nucleotides long. RefSeq names its product cytochrome c oxidase assembly protein COX20, mitochondrial (gene l(3)87Df). Gene Ontology annotation, biological process: mitochondrial respiratory chain complex IV assembly. The transcript has 3 exons. The record is from RefSeq and is a predicted model, not a curated record. NCBI's taxonomy places the organism in Eukaryota, Metazoa, Arthropoda, Insecta, Siphonaptera, Pulicidae. Gene Ontology annotation, cellular component: mitochondrial inner membrane; mitochondrion. The coding region runs from base 77 to 451 and encodes 124 amino acids.